UUUCUUUGUUGUUUCUACUCCACCCGAUUCCUCCUCCUGCCUUGCGUCCCUCCCUCCCUCUCUCUCGGACCCUCACUUUUGUCGCCAGUACACCCCAGCUCCCGCCAUUCGAGGGAGACCACCACCCGUCUUUUGUAGUCCGAACCAACGACUUCGCCCCACGAUGGGUAUGUUCAGCAAGAGCGAGAAGGAUGGUGGCGACGGCAGUCGCGGCAGUGACUCUUCGCCGCCGCCGGCCUUCACGACCGACGACAACUACGACAUCAGCGAUGGUCUCAUGCAGGACAAUGCCGAUCAAUUGCAGAGACAUCUCGGGAACCGACAGAUUCAGCUCAUCGCUAUUGGAGGCUCUAUCGGAACCGCCCUCUUCGUCAGUAUUGGUGGAGGUCUUUACCGUGGAGGUCCUGGCAACCUGCUCCUCGCGUACGCUGCCCAGUCAAUCGUCCUCGCCAUGGUCAACAACGGUAUCGCUGAGAUCACCACGGCUUACCCUGUCUCUGGUGGGUUUAUCCGCCAUGCCGGUGAAUUUGUAGACGAUGCUCUGGGCUUCAUGGUCGGCUGGAACUUUUUCUUCUACGAGGCUCUUUUGAUUCCGUUCGAGAUCUCAGCAUUCGCGACUGUUCUGGGCUACUGGAGUGACAAGACCCAGGAGACUGGUCCUCUUGCCGGUAUCAUCAUUGGUGUCAUUAUCUGCUACGCUGCCAUCAACGCUCUAGCAGUCGGAAUCUUCGGAGAGGCAGAAUUCUGGCUUUCCGGCGGCAAAGUCAUCCUCAUCUUCAUUCUCUUCUUGUUCACCUUCAUCACCAUGGUCGGUGGAAAUCCUCGAGGCGAUGCCUACGGUUUCCGCUACUGGGAGGGCGGCGCGGCUUUCAAGGAAUACCUUUCCACCGGCAGUCUCGGCCGAUUCGAAGGCUUCAUGGGCAGCAUGUCCUCGGCUGCCUUCACCGUCGUCGGGCCCGAGUACAUUUCCAUCGUCGCUGCCGAGGCCAUGCGCCCUCGUCACUACAUCAAGAACGCCUUCAAGACGGUCUAUGUCCGAUUCGGCAUCUUCUUCAUCGGUGGUGCGUUGGCUGUUGGUAUUGCUUGCAACUCGAUGUGGAGGGAGCUGUACGAAGUCGUUGUGGAAGGCAAGGGUACCGGAGCCGCUGCUUCGCCAUAUGUCCUUGCUAUGACCCAGCUCGGAAUCGGUGUUCUCCCAGACAUUGUGAAUGCGCUCAUUCUGACCUCGAUCUUCUCCGCUGGAAACACUUACACUUACUGUGCGAUCCGCAACCUGUACAGUCUGUCUCUGGAAGGUCGUGCACCCAAGGUCUUGCAGAAAUGCACAAAGAGCGGUGUGCCAAUCUACUGCUUUGCUAUCACCAUGAUCUUCCCGCUGCUCUCCUUCACGGCCGUGUCGAGCGGUUCCGCAGUGGCGAUUACAUGGUUCGCCAGCUUGGUCACCGGUGGAGGUCUCAUCAACUACAUCGUAAUGAGCAUCACCUACAUCCGCUUCCACGGCGCCUGCCGCGUCCAAGGCCUCGACCGCGCCAAACUCCCUUACACCGGCUACCUCCAACCCUGGUGCGCCUACUUCGCCCUCGUCUGGAUGACCCUCGUCCUCGGAUCUUACGGCUACACCUCUUUCACGCCCUGGAACACCUCCAACUUCUUCUCCAACUAUACCAUGCAGAUUUUCAUCCCCCCGCUGUACAUUAUCUGGAAACUCAUCCACAAGACCAAGGUCAUCCCGCUCGGUGAAGUCGAUCUCGUGUGGGAGAAGCCGAUCAUUGAUGCGUAUGAGGAGACGUUCAUGGAGCCUGCUGUUGGGUUCUGGUCGGAGAUGUUGCAGUUGAUCGGGAUUGGGAGGAAGAAGAAUAGGAAUGCGAACAGGAGGAGUAGUAUGCAUCCAAGUGAUGUUGCGCAGGCGAGGAGGGAGAUGGAUCAGGAGAUGUUUGGGGAGAAGUAGAGUGAUGGCCCACACCUGGAUUCGUGAACCCGUUCGCGGAGCAGACUAUGGCUGAUGCUCCGGAUGAAUGAACGUUCAGAGACGCAGGAGAGAUACCCUGGGUUGCCAGAAGGAGCAGACAGAACCCGUAACGAUUCUUGUACA
Messenger RNA from Zymoseptoria tritici IPO323, 2092 nucleotides. RefSeq lists its product as uncharacterized. Bases 164 to 1948 code for a protein of 594 amino acids. The transcript is spliced from 5 exons. The record is from RefSeq and is a predicted model, not a curated record. NCBI's taxonomy places the organism in Eukaryota, Fungi, Ascomycota, Dothideomycetes, Mycosphaerellales, Mycosphaerellaceae. Gene Ontology annotation, molecular function: amino acid transmembrane transporter activity. Gene Ontology annotation, cellular component: membrane. Gene Ontology annotation, biological process: amino acid transmembrane transport.